Messenger RNA from Schistocerca cancellata (South American locust), 9688 nucleotides. RefSeq lists its product as uncharacterized. Gene Ontology annotation, molecular function: metalloendopeptidase activity. The record is from RefSeq and is a predicted model, not a curated record. Gene Ontology annotation, cellular component: plasma membrane. The coding region runs from base 1 to 4242 and encodes 1413 amino acids. The transcript has 18 exons. Gene Ontology annotation, biological process: Notch signaling pathway; membrane protein ectodomain proteolysis. Lineage: Eukaryota; Metazoa; Arthropoda; Insecta; Orthoptera; Acrididae.
AUGCGGCCACUGACGGAGCUGGUGCGCCACAUGGAGCCGGCGCACUACGACCGCCGCCUGCUGCUGCCCGACGACGCCGACGUCGACGCCGAGUACAGCCUGCAGCGCGAGGUGCGCCUCGACGUCACCACGCACGGCAGGACGUACCGUCUGCGGCUGCGGCCCGAGCAGGGCCUGUUCGCCGAGGGUGCCGUGUUCGAGUCCAGCCGCGGGCCCGUCCACUUCGACGUCCGCAGGGUGCUGUCCGGCACGCUCGAGGGUGACGAGUCUGCGGUGGUGAGGGGCGUCGCGACGGCGGACGGCCUGUUCGACGGCCACGUGUGGACGCCGGCGGACGGCGACGACGUGCUGUACAUCGAGCCCGCGUCGCGCUACCUGCUGCCGGCGGCGGCGUCGGCCGAGGCGUCGCAGACGUCGACGCCGCACCACUCGGUGGCGCACCGCGGCUCGGCCGUGCGCGGCGUGCGCACGCCGCAGCCCUGCGCAUCCCACCUGCUGCACCAGCGGCGCCUGCGGGAGCGCCACGCCCACCACCCCCACCAGGAGGAGAACGACGUCGGCAGCGGGAGCGCUGCACAGCACGGCCCCGGCUGCUCCACGGGGACUUCCGGACCGGCGUCUCCUCCAGUGCGGCCGCACCCCCAGCCUGCCAGAGUUCCACCCCCAGCGGCGGCCUACGACGCGGGAAGCGAGGCUGGCGACCGCCUCUCUCCGUCCACCCUGCAAGUGGCGAACGCCACCGCCGACGAUUCCGCAGCCGGGUCCGGCCACCGCCCCCGCCGCCGCCGCAGGCGCUGGCUGCCCGACCUGGAGCUGGACCUGACGCCGACCGUGCCGGAGGACCGCGACUCGCGGCCCGCCCGCCGGAGGAUCGUGACGUCGGCCUCCGCGGCCGCCUCCACCGCCGUCGACCCCCGCAAGACCACCUGCAUGCUCUACCUGCAGGCCGACCACCUCUUCUUCCAGAAGUACGGCACCGAGGAGGCCUGCAUAGAGGUCAUGACGCGCCACGUCCAGAGGGUCAACGACAUCUACCGCAUCACCGAUUUUGACCAGGAUGGAAAACCAGAUAACAUUAGCUUUAUGAUUAAGAGAAUAAAGGUGCAUACUUUAGAUGCCUUAAAGGAUCCAACCUAUCGGUUCCCGUUAAAUUACGGAGUUGAGAAGUUCCUGGAGCUUUUUUCUGAGGAGGACUACGAUGCCUUCUGCCUGGCCUACAUGUUCACCUACCGAGACUUUGAGAUGGGCACCUUGGGCCUGGCGUGGACAGGUGACCUCAAGAACGCUGGAGGAGUCUGCGAGAAAAAUGGACACUAUCGAGGAAGCAUGAAGAGUCUCAACACGGGGAUAGUGACACUGCUCAACUACGGCAAACACGUACCACCAGCUGUUUCGCACGUCACCCUUGCUCACGAGAUUGGACACAACUUUGGUUCUCCGCACGAUCCAGACUCGUGUACUCCCGGAGGCGAGGAUGGCAACUACAUAAUGUUCGCGAGGGCAACUUCAGGUGACAAGAAGAACAACAACAAGUUCUCACCCUGCAGCAUCAGCAGCAUCAACCCUGUGCUCAACACCAAGGCCCGCAGCCCCAAGGGCUGCUUCACAGAGCCGCAGAAGUCGCUGUGUGGCAACGGCGUGGUGGAGCCGGGCGAGCAGUGCGACUGCGGCUGGGGCGAGGACUGCCGCGACCCAUGCUGCUACCCACAGACGAGCAUACCGCGUGAGGAUGCGCCGCCCUGCAGGCUCACCCCGCGCAGCGCCUGCAGCCCCUCGCAGGGUCCGUGCUGCACGACCGACUGCCAGAUCAAGUUCGGAGACAAGUGCCGAGACGACAACGGCUGCCGGGACGCGAGCUUCUGCAGCGGUCGCAAUGCCAUGUGCCCGCCAUCCCUCAACAAACCCAACAAGACUGUCUGCAAUGAGGAAUUUGUGUGCUUCAUGGGGGAAUGCACGGGCUCCAUAUGCCUCGCCUACGGACUGGAGUCGUGCCAGUGCACACCCGGGCCCAAUGACAAGAAGACGAAGGCUUGUGAGUUGUGCUGCAAGCAGCCGGGUGAGAACCAGCCCUGUCUGUCGUCAUUUGAAUGGAACCAGUAUCCGUACGAUGUACCUGACAUGUAUGCAAAAGCGGGAACACCGUGCAACGAUUACAACGGUUACUGCGACGUCUUCCAGAAAUGUCGCGAGGUCGACCCGUCAGGACCUCUAGCGACACUUCGCAAACUGCUCCUUUCGGACGAGAGCAUUGCCUCGUUCAAGAAAUGGGUCGUGCAGUACUGGUAUGCUGUGCUCUUCAUUGCAGUUGGAGUCAUUCUCCUCAUGGUACUGACCGCGAAGCUGCUCGGGAAGCGGCCGGGCGCGAAGAAGCUGAAGCAGGUGACGAUCGUCCACAGCUCGACGACGGAGACAGUGCGGCUGCCGGCGGAGGGCGGAGACGGGGCUCUGGCCACGGUGCAGCACCCCACCGUCGUCCGGCCUAAGCUGCCGCUCAAACGGCGGGUGCGCGAGGGCGCCGCCAGUGCCACAGGGGCAGUAACAAGAAUACACAGGAAAAAAACGACACACCACGCACUCAAGAGCAAGCGACGAAGGAAGAAAGUAGCCGCUUCAGAUGAGCAGAAAGUAGACAAGAAACUGGGAGCUGUAGAAAAAAGGGCAGACAAAAACUUGGGAGCAGAGGGGAAGAGACCGCCCAUCCCAAAGAGGAAGACUGCACCAGGGCAAGAGAAAAAGAAUAUAACGGCGAAGAAACCCACAGCAGCUGACAACGACGGGUAUGCUCCGCUCGAAAAUGUAGCGAAGGUGGAGGAGGUGACGGCGGCAGAAAUCCCCCCAGUACAGAAGACGGCAGACUGCCAACGACGACAGUGUGCAGCAGUAACGACAGAAAAAUGUCCGGGAACUGUUACGGACAACUCGCAGGUAGGAGGAGGCGUUUCCGGCUCCGUUCCACCGGCGGCGGGUGUGACCGACAGCAGGUCACAUCCAGUAGCCACCGAGAAACCUUCACCGGAGAAGCGCCCGAAGCUAGAGAAACAGAUGUCCGAAGUGACUGACAGGUCUGCAGUGCUGAGCAGGGAUAAGAGGCGCUCCCUGCAAUAUGUUCCUAGGAGUAAGAAGAGCCAGACGUGUCACCAGUUGUCGGCAGAGGCCACCUCGACUGCAGAAUGUCAGGAGGGCAAAGAUUCCAAACGACAGUCUCCGGAGCACCCGCCACCGGCGACCGCAACUCGACCGGGAGUGGGAGACGACCUACUGCCGCAGGUGGGUGUGUCUGGAAAAUUGCAGGCGGCCGAAAAGCGAAGUGCGAGGGACCCUGAGAGGCAGGUUCCAGACUGCUCGAGUUUGGCAGCAGCGGUGGGCGUCCCACCCGGUCCGAGUGCCGGCGGAAAGAGACACACGCUGGGCCGACCGCUCAGCGUCGACAGCGACAGGAAGGAAGUGCGGUCGUCGGCAGUGUCCGCAUCCCAGAAGACGCCGGAGCUCGCGACGUUCACCAGGCGGAAUACACUCGGUAACAUCCUGACAGCCGCGGCCGAGAAAUCGUCGCUGCCUGUCGUGGAGAAGAGGCCAGCUGUGGAGAACCCUCCGGUGGUGGCCAUCAUCCCGGACAGGCAGAGAGCCGCAGGAGACAGGAAGCGACCCCCGUCACCGUCUGACAGACGGAGAGGCCAGGACACUAAGAGGGGCAGUGCGGAGAGGAAGGGCGCCCACAGGACGCGGCACAAGGCAGAGGUCAUCGACUACAGUGCCGACGCUACUCCGCCGACUGCCGCUCCCGCAGCUACCGCCGUACCGGAGAGUGAUCCGGUGAGCAAAGUCCAGAACUGGCUGAUGUCGACGGAGCAGCCGGUACCGCGGUCACGCUCCACACCUGCCGGCCUGACAGAAAAGGCAGCUGGUGUCAGCAGGUCGGGCAGUGGGGGUGACCUGAAACCAGCCGGCGGCAGGAAGGCGCAGCUGCAGUUGCUGUAUGGUGGACCUUUCAAGUUCAAGCUCAAGUUCAAAAAGCCUGCUGCCGCGUCGACAUCUGCUCCAGCAGCGAGAGCUGGAGUCGGGCGGUCGGCGGUGCCGGGUAGGCGCGGGAAGGCUGGCCGGGCGCGGCCCCCGGCCGUCUCCCCUGAACUGGCACUCGCCGCCGAGGACGUUGACUCCAACCUGCACACCGUCCCGUCCGACCUCGAAGUCCUGCUUUCCGAGAGCGAGUUCCUCUUCUCCGAAGACGGGGACGGGGCGUGACGACUGCCCGUGACACGCGCCCACCACUGUUGGACGGUGCCGGGAGUGUGCACCUCCUGUUCUAAAUAUAUGUUGCUGUACGUCUGAGAGAUGGGCCGGGAUUAUUAUCUUGUCAGCUGCUAAAGAUGUGCUUCGGACAUGUCCAGGAAGCCUAUAAAUAAUUGUGAUCGAUACCGUGUUUAGUAGUUCGGGGAAAUUUUCAGUUCUAUACAGAGUAGUGCGUGCCGAGCAGUUCACGAGGAAGUUAUGUACAUAGAUUGCUUCCCUUUAAAAUAAAAAUUGGUUUUUAUUUCUAUUUUUGGAAGGUAUUUCAUACAUUGCUAUGAGGGAUGAAAGGAUAACACUGAAUGGCUUGGAAAGUUUACCAGUUGCCAGUGUUAGAAAAUGAGUCUCAUUUCUGGUCAGAUUCACUGCUAAUGAUGAGUACUGUGGAGUCUUCCUCAAAUCCAGUUUCUUGUCCAAGAUUGUUUCACGAACCUGUUUUAAUUGUUUGUAUGGAAAAGCCAAAACUAUUCUCUCAUUCCGCAAACAGUGCCAGAUUUCUUCCUAGGUGUGUCUAGUAGACACGGAAAAUAAUGUGAAUUGGCCACAAGACAAUUCUCUAGCUGGCCGUAACUGUCGGUUGUGCGAGCUGCCCAAUGCUCGAUUCCUGAAGAAAGUGAUCUGGUGUUUGUGUUCUCAGCUCAAUUUAUAAACUCUACAGCCUUGUUUGUCAAUCACACCAAAGCUUCUAUCAGCAGCUGUCCUAUUGUAUGUAUGUUCUUGACUGCGCAAGUUCACGUUGCAAAGAAGCCUUUCCAUUUCCAAACUUUUGUAUGACAAUACAUUGUUUACCAACAUACAUUUCCACUGAAUGAAAUCACUCAUUUUCCUGUGUGUGUGUGUGUGUGUGUGUGUGUGUGUGUGUGCGCGUGUGCGUGUGGGGGCGGGCACGUGUUUGUUUGUUUUGAACCAAUAAUAACACAAAGGCUACCAUUUUAUCCUUUACUUCGUAUGAGGAAAGCCAUGACUAUCAAAUGUUACAUCUUUUUAAUUGGGAGCUCAGUAAUUUGGAUUACAAAUUCUAAAUUAUUCAACGGACAUUUCAGGCCAGAAAAGCCACUGGUAUGAACAGCUUCACAUGCAGUUAGUCAGACACGAUUUUCAACCCCUGACUGUUUGCACAAGUUAUACUUAUUGAGGAUGCCAUCUCUCACAAAAUGGAGGCUGAAGAAAGAAUUCCACUAUUCAGCCAUGUGCACUGCCAUAAAAAAGUGAAAAUGCACAAAUGGUGCAUGUUGUUUACCCUACCCCAGUUUAUGGAAACUACGCAUUUUAUUAACUUCACGAUUAGUGUGGCACUUCUGAGAAACUAUUAGAACAGAUCGAAUCAAGCAGAAACAGUGAAUACCAGGUUUAUCUUCAUUGUAGAGAUGCAACCGUACUCUGCAGACCUCUGUGAAAUGCAUGGCAGAGGGUAAUUUUCGAAGUGCCACCUUAUUUAGUUUCUUCCCGCUCCAUUUGUCUGUGGGGCACCAGUAUAAUGACUGGGUAAAUGUCAAGGUGGACGUCUGUUGUAGCCUCAGGGAAAUUUAAUACCACUUAUUUUUUAAUCUGUUUCUCUUGGCUUCUAACAUGCAACUGGCUCAGAAUGUUUCACAAACCCACAAGCAAGUUCUCUCUCUCUCUCUCUCUCUCUCUCUCUCUCUCUCUCUCUCUCUCUGUCUCUGAUAUACCAUGUGUUUCUCCAAUGGGUUGUCAGGUGCAUUUUCUGUGGUGUUUCGGCACGUAGCUGGAGUCAGCCCAAACAAAUCCUGCUCAUCAUGUCUUUCAUACAACACCCAGCAUCAACAGAAGAUGUCAGCUUGUUUCCCAAUACAAACAAAAUUAUUAAUUCGGAAUUUUACGUGCCUAUUCGAUAGAGUGGCCCAAAUUGGUCUAGUGUGUUAUUUCUUUUAUUGAUAGGUAUUAAUAAGAACAGUAGAACACAAAGAAUAUCCAGUACUCCAGUAGCGACUGAGGACCGCUGCUGCACAGCAGUAGCAGUCACAGCAGGCCAGGAUGGAGUACUGAUUAUUCUUCUGUUUUAUGUCCCUAUUAAUACAUGACAAUAAAACAAAUGUUGCACUAGAUAAACCCCGGACCAUUCUGUCGAAUGAGAACAUAAAAUUACACUUAAAAAAUAAUUUUUUUUUGUAACGGGAAACAACUUCCAUUGAUGUUCGGCAUCGCAUGAAAGAUGUGAUGAUCAGUAUUUGUUUGGGCCGAUUGCAGUUACAUGUUGCAGAAACAAAACUGCAAUUGUCUGCUAAAACAUCAGAGAAAAUGCACCUGAUCCAUUGUCAUCCCCCAUAGGCUCUGCAGGAAAGCAGGUGGAUGUGCAGGACGGAAGCAGACAGAAAUUUAGAGAGAUCACUACUGGAUUCCACUUCACAUUUCUCCCUGGCUGGUAUUUCAUUUCACAUCUACCUUUCUUGUCUCAUGCCUCACUACCUCCCUCCACUGCUGAUGGACAUCUACCUUUCUUGUCUCAUGCCUCACUACCUCCCUCCACUGCUGAUGGAGCUGAACUUGUCUUCAUAUUGCUGUUUUCAUCCUCCACAGCUGCUUAAAGUGUAUAGAUGACAGGGCUGUGUGAAAUACAGGAUGUUAAAAAAAAAGUAUGCCAUAUUUUGAGUGGACAAAAACAAAAAAAGUUUAGUAAACAUGUAGUCUUAAAUGCAUACCUUAAGAGCUAAAAGAACUUGUUCUUCUUUGCUGCUGUGAUAUGAAUCUCUUCUACUGAAAGCUUUGUUUUUCAUUACGAAUGAUCUACACAAUGCAGUAAACAAAUUAGUAACAGCAGAGCUUCUAAUGUAACCUGCUUCCUAUUACAUAUGACGUGCACCAGUGAACCAUAGCAGAAUAUCAUGUCUGCCGUUUUCCACGUGUGAUGAUAGGCUUCCAUUAUGCUGGUAUGUUCAAAAAUAAAAUUACCGUGUAAAACCAUUUCACAAACUGCUCACAUUAAAGCUAAUGUACGUGCUGCACUCACCCAGAACUGUGAAUAGUUUACAGUAACAACAUUAACAGAUGUUUACUGCAUGCUGUAUCUAUGGACAGUAACAGAAAAAUGUGUUCUCAUUUAUCUACAGAAUUGUGUAGGUCCUCUGUAAUAGCAAAGAGCUUGGAGCAGUGGAGAUACAUUUCAUAGUAGUGAAGAUGAACAACUGUUCAUAGCUCUUAAGGUAUGCAUUUUAGAGCUCAUAUUUGCAAUACAUUUUAGUCUUGUUUUUGUCCAUACUACCACCACUCAAGAUAUGGAAUCCUUUUACUUUAACACACUGUCUAUAAUGCUGUACACAUUUUCACAGAAAUUCCCUUUAUUGAGAUUACUUCUACCUUUUUGACUGACGUGCAGGUUUUUUUCCUUUUUUUUUUUUUUUUUUUUUUUCUUCAGGACUCAUCUUAUUUUAAAAUUAACAUUCUUUCUCUCAAAACUGAGGAAGUUUCGGUGAGAACUGAUUUGUCUACUAGUGGCUUAACACAACUUUCUCAUACCUUCCAAUGUGCCAAAAAUGGGAGAAUAUCUUUCCCUGCAAAAAAAAAAAAAACAACUGAAUUUGCUGUCUUUGUAAAGAACUAAAUAAUGGAGUAAAACUUUUGUACAGAUAAGCUUUACAAAAUAGCGAUAACUGUUUCCUGAAUGUUAACUACCAAGUCGAGUGUAUAUAAUAUUAAUGUAUGAACUGUUCCCCAAAAGGUAGCAUUUCAUUUAUACACAGUAUGCACUGUGUGUCUGUGAUAUAUUGGCAUUAUUGUUAGCUUGACUUCUUACGGAACAUAGCUGUUUGUUAUGUGUUUCGAUAACUUGUUUUGAAAGUGCUUUUGUUUGCUUCAAUUGGUGCUCUUGCUGGGUUAUGGUGUCUGUGACUGUGUUAUAUGUGGUCUUCCAUAACUGGACACUUACGUGUAUUUAAUAAGUGCUGUAAAUGUUUCACAGAAGGCAGCUAUUUAUGACUGGAAAUUGUGAUGCUAAUUCCUUGCAUAUAGAUGAAUGUAACUUCUGUAUGAACAAAAAUGUUAAAGUAUAUUCUUUAUAUAUGAAAAUACUAAAUUUAUAUUAAAUCUGUUUCCUGUAGUUUAAUUUUUAUUUAAGUUUAAUAUUUAUUAACUAGGUGACAGGUGGUUAAUGUCUUUGUUGUGAUACUUCAUAUACCAAACUUAAGUGAUUCUCUAAUUGCUCAGAAGCAGUCAUUACAUUAAUCCAACAAACUUUUCCUUUCAUAUUUUUUGAAUUCAAGCAGAGGUUUCAGUUACUUUGAAGAAAAUUGUGAAAUUUCAAGUGUAAAGAAACCAUUAAGAGUUGGCAGUGAAAUAUGUUAUUGCUAAAUUGUAGCUGAUUAGCUCAUUGCUCUUUGUCUUGUAUGUUUCCGGCCUUUGUUUUCACAUUGUCUGUGGAAAGUGUUUCUGGACUGAUUGAUAAAGAAUUAAUUUAACAACAUUCCAUAAUAUAGUAUUAUUAUUAUUAUUUUAAUAUAUUACGAAGUAAGAAUCUGCAAUGAAGAUGGUGUUUUAUUUGCAUUUAAUGCUCAUUUUGUAAAAUAUUUAUUUUAAUCAUCUAUUAGAAAAAGUGUUUUAGCAACUUAUUACAAAGCUAUUGCUUCUAUAUGACAAAAAGAUCAGAUUUUUAGCUUGUGCUACUGUUUACAGUAUUUCACUAUUGCUACAGGUUUUACUGACAAUUGUGUUUGCAAUGCUCUUCCACAUUACACAUUGUAUGACAAAUAACAAAGCAGCAAUGCUCCUUCAUAACCACUGCAAAUUACAAUAAAAACGUUAACCCUUAAUGAAGUUCAUCUUGCUUGCUAUACUGAACUGUUCAACAAAAAGGAAGCCAAACAGUUGCAAAUAAGUGAGACAGAAAUAUGAACACUCUAUAGCACCCUUCAGUGCAUUUCUUGUAUACAUACUCUGUAACAAAAACGUAUAAGUUGUUAAAGACUGCCAAUGGAGAACAAAAUUUUUUUUUCUUUUUUUUCCAUCUAGUUCCACAAUGCUGCAGCAUUUGCUAUGUGUGUCAUUACUUCCUAGAGUGAGUGCUGGAAUAAUGCUUAAGAAAAAGUGUCAAAACAAAGCUGUAGUAGUGGAUCAUUUUUAUGCAAUACCUGGCACACGGAGAGUGUAGAAGACGGAGAGACACUCGCAACUACAAUCCUGCCAAAGCUGUGUGAGCCUUCUUUGUAUUUAUUGUGAGGAGUCGCCAGCUGUCCCUUUGAUGGCAUUUUUUCUACCUUAUUUUGCUAGCAACGGAAAAAAUUCUAAUGUUUGCCUUCUCUCUUCUAUUUUGUGGUCACAGAACUGUCUUGAAAAGAGAGAAAAAAUCCAAUUUGUAAUUUUUGUUGAACAGAUAUUGUUGUACUUGGAAAAAUGUGCUUUUUUGAUUGCAUUGCAAUAAAUAUGUACAAUAUUUUCAAAGUUUCUGAUA